This is a messenger RNA of Stegodyphus dumicola, 1344 nucleotides long. RefSeq names its product inositol polyphosphate 1-phosphatase (gene Ipp). Gene Ontology annotation, molecular function: inositol-1,4-bisphosphate 1-phosphatase activity. The record is from RefSeq and is a predicted model, not a curated record. Lineage: Eukaryota; Metazoa; Arthropoda; Arachnida; Araneae; Eresidae.
CAUCACUUUCUCUCUCUCUCCGAAAACAGAAACACUUCCUUCCGCUAAAGAUUGUGGAUAAGUGCAGGAGUCGCCUUUCUUCCACCUGUAAGUCUUCAGUUGCUGACGUAAGACUUAAGCUGAUAAGAUUUCGUCACUUAUCUUCAGUCUCUUUACAGAAUUAUGGCUGAGAUUCCCGUAGAUUCUUUGCUACAGUGCCUCGUGGAAUGUUCCCAGAAAGCAGCAAAGAUAGCUCAGAUUUUUCGAGACGAGGAGGACCUAUUUGGAUUGCUGGUGGAGAGGAAAUCAGAUAUAAAGAAGAAUAAACAGCUGAUCCAAGAUUAUAAGACACUGGCUGACGUACUGGUGCAAGAGACCAUCAAGAAGGAUGUCGGCGAAAAAUUCCCAGCUGUGAAAUCAAAAAUUCAAGGAGAGGAACAGAAUCAGUUUCAGAACGCACUUGGAGAAUCAAUAUUAGUAGAGCUGACAGACUCUCCAGAUGACACAGUGAACUUACUGUACAAAGUUUUAGACGGAAGAGAGAAUGUUGCGAAACGCCUUGCUUCAGUUGUGCAUUCCUCGAAAGCAAUGGACACAAAAGAAUAUUCUUCCAGCUCAACUAUUCCUGCUGAUACAAUAGGAAUAUGGAUUGAUCCUAUAGAUUCUACAGCAGAGUAUAUUCAAGCUAAAAGUGAUGAAACAGAAGAUCAUAAUAUACAAACGUAUGGAUUAAGGUGUGUCUGUGUUCUGAUUGGUGUUUAUUGCAUACAGACUGGAAAUCCAAUUAUAGGAGUGAUUAAUCAGCCUUUUUACAAGAAAGAAGAAGCAUCUUCAGAGUGGGAAAACAAAUUCUUUUGGGGCAUAAACUACAACACUGAAACUGCGUCUUCCAUCACAUGGAAUGAGGAGGAUAAAGAAAGGACGAAAAUCAUAGUAAUUAGCAGUAGUGAAAGUGAUGAGUUACAGGAUGUUAUGAGAACUAAAUAUACUGUUAUCCAUGCAGCUGGAGCUGGAUAUAAAGCCUUACUUGUUGCAACUAUGAAAGCAGAUUUGUAUAUUUUAUCACAACCAAAUACCUAUUUUUGGGAUACCUGUGGACCCCAUGCAUUACUUUCUGCAAAAAAUGGUGGAAUAGUAAAUUUUCAAGAUAAAACGGCCAUCAAGAAUAAGGAUGAAUUAACAAAUUUCCAAAUUAAAUAUUUCCCAAAUAAAGACGUUACUGGUACUCACAGGUUCCAAAACUUUAAAGGUAUCAUUGCUUACAGGGACUCUAAUGAUGUCAUAGAAUUUUUUAAUUUGUUGAGAGAAAAUGGAUAUUAUUUUAAAACUUUAAAAAAAAAUGAAAUAAAAUAUUUAUUGUAGAGA